Carlito syrichta (Philippine tarsier) is the source of this 1452-nucleotide messenger RNA. Its product is annotated as guanine nucleotide-binding protein G(I)/G(S)/G(T) subunit beta-2. Gene Ontology annotation, molecular function: protein binding; signaling receptor complex adaptor activity. The transcript has 7 exons. NCBI's taxonomy places the organism in Eukaryota, Metazoa, Chordata, Mammalia, Primates, Tarsiidae. The coding region runs from base 102 to 1076 and encodes 324 amino acids. Gene Ontology annotation, biological process: G protein-coupled receptor signaling pathway. The record is from RefSeq and is a predicted model, not a curated record. Gene Ontology annotation, cellular component: heterotrimeric G-protein complex; cytoplasm.
AUCUCUGGCGCUGCCAUCUCCCGCAGGAUGCCCGAAAAGCAUGUGGGGAUUCGACACUGACCCAGAUCACAGCUGGGCUGGACCCAGUGGGGAGAAUCCAGAUGAGGACACGAAGGACCCUCCGUGGGCACCUGGCAAAAAUCUAUGCCAUGCACUGGGGGACAGACUCAAGGCUGCUGGUCAGCGCUUCCCAGGAUGGGAAACUCAUCAUCUGGGACAGCUACACCACCAACAAGGUCCAUGCCAUCCCGCUGCGCUCCUCCUGGGUCAUGACCUGUGCCUACGCGCCCUCAGGGAACUUUGUGGCCUGUGGGGGGCUGGACAAUAUCUGCUCCAUCUACAGCCUCAAGACCCGAGAGGGAAACGUUAGGGUCAGCCGGGAGCUGCCUGGCCACACUGGUGAGCGGGGCCUCGCUGGGCACGGACGCUGUUGCGAGGGGAGGGCGGGGCCUGGGGACCCAGCCGACCAGCUCCUUUCCCCAGGGUACCUGUCCUGCUGCCGCUUCCUGGAUGACAACCAGAUCAUCACCAGCUCUGGGGAUACCACCUGUGCCCUGUGGGACAUCGAGACAGGCCAGCAGACCGUGGGCUUUGCUGGACACAGUGGGGAUGUGAUGUCCUUGUCUCUGGCCCCCGAUGGCCGCACCUUUGUGUCAGGCGCCUGUGAUGCUUCCAUCAAGCUGUGGGACGUGCGGGAUUCUAUGUGCCGACAGACCUUCAUCGGCCACGAGUCCGACAUCAACGCCGUGGCUUUCUUCCCCAACGGCUACGCCUUCACCACUGGCUCUGACGAUGCCACGUGCCGCCUGUUUGACCUGCGGGCUGACCAGGAGCUCCUCCUGUAUUCCCACGACAACAUCAUCUGUGGCAUCACCUCUGUUGCCUUCUCGCGCAGCGGCCGGCUGCUGCUUGCUGGCUAUGACGACUUCAACUGCAACAUCUGGGAUGCCAUGAAGGGUGACCGUGCAGGUGUCCUUGCGGGCCACGACAACCGUGUGAGCUGUCUCGGGGUCACCGACGAUGGCAUGGCUGUGGCCACAGGCUCCUGGGACUCCUUCCUCAAGAUCUGGAACUAACUGCCCCAACCCCAGCUGGGCCCAGGCCGGGAGGGGCCCUGCCCACGCCCAUGCCCACACUACAGGCCGGGAGCUCUGGGGCUGGGUGACCCGAGCUUCCUUCCCCGGGCCACGGGGCCUCGGGUCCCUGCUCCCCCGCCCAGGUUUGGUUCCUCCCGGGGGCCCCCACUGUGGAGAUAAAGAGGGGAUGGGAUGGGGGGAGAGGAGGGGGCGGAAGGCCCUCGUCCUCGGGCGGCCCUGGCCUCGGGGCCUCACCCCUCUGGAGGCCAGAGGCAGGAGGCGGAAACUCCAGGGGCUGGCUUUUUUAAAACUGGUUUUAUUUUAAUUUUUAUUAUAUUUUCAGUUUUUCCAUAAAGGAGCCAAUUCCAACUCUGUA